Messenger RNA from Delphinapterus leucas (beluga whale), 1480 nucleotides. RefSeq names its product caspase recruitment domain family member 19 (gene CARD19). The record is from RefSeq and is a predicted model, not a curated record. Lineage: Eukaryota; Metazoa; Chordata; Mammalia; Artiodactyla; Monodontidae. Gene Ontology annotation, cellular component: mitochondrion.
AGCUGAGAGCUCCCCUUGCGGGCGGGAGCUAGGCUCAAGGCUUAAGGCUUCUGGAGGCCCAGUAACUGAUGAGGACCGGGCUCAGCGAGGGGCGGGGCUCAAGAGCUGUGGCAGCAACAGAGCUAAUGUCCGCGAGGGUGGGGCUCAGUGAGGGCGGGGUUUAGAGCUCUCGCAGUGACAAAGCCGAUGCCCCGGGCUCUCGGAAGGCCGGGCCCAGUGAGGGGAGGGGCUAAGGGCUCGGCAGAGUUCGUAGCCCACGCGUUCGGAAGCGGGGCUCGAGAGAGGGAUGGGGAUUUAGAGCCCUCGAGGCGACGCAGCCGACGCUAAGGACUGGGCCCAUCGGGAAGGGGCGGGCUCAGUGAGGGCGGGGUUAGGGCUUAGCCGCGACGAUGCCGGGGGCGGGGCUCACAGGGAAAGAGCGGGCGGUCGUCACAGGGGUCGACGGGCCGCGGCCGGACAGCCAGGCUGACUGACGGCGGCAGGGGGACUGGCUAGGCCAGCUGGGUGCACGGCGUGCCGCCGCCAUGACAGAGCAGACCUACUGUGACCGCCUGGCCCAGGACAGGCCUUUCCUCACAGGCCUUGGGCGCCUGAGUGAGCAGCAGGUGGACAGGAUUAUCCUCCAGCUGAACCGCUACUACCCCCAGAUACUCAGCAACAAGGAUGCAGAAAAGUUCCGGAACCCCAAGGUAUCUCUGCGAGUGCGUCUCUGCGACCUCUUGGGCCACCUGCAGCGGAGCGGUGAGCGGGACUGCCAGGAGUUCUACCGGGCCCUGUACAUCCAUGCCCAGCCCCUGCACAGCUGCCUGCCCAGCCGGCACGCCCUGCAGAACUCAGAUUGCACAGAGCUAGACUCGGGCACCGCAGGCCGUGAGCUCAGUGACAGGGGUAACCGCCUCCCAUGUCCCUUCUCUCUGUUCCCCCACCCAAGGCUCCAUCUCUGCCUUGGGGGCUUCUCCAUUCCAAGUCGGGUUCCGUUCCUGGCUUCCUGUUGGACAGACCCCCUCAGGGUGCUCACUGGGUGUGUCCCUGCCCAGCUGACCCCCGCACAGGGUGUGAGCCUGUCCCUCGAGGCCUCUGGACCCCUCCCGCCCUCCUGGGCUCGGGGAGCUGCUCACGUGCAUUUCUCCCCAGGACCCGUGGCCUUCCUGACCUGUCUCGGCCUGGCCGCAGGGCUGGCACUCCUCGUCUACUGCUGCCCCCCAGACCCCAAGGUGCUGCCAGGGGCCAGGCGUGUCCUGGGCUUCUCCCCUGUCAUCGUCGACAGGCACGUCAGCCGCUUCCUGCUGGCCUUCCUCACAGAUGACCUGGGGGGGCUCUGACCGAUCCCAUCCCUGCCCACCUUGGCUGCUUGCUGCCCUGGGGCUGGCUGGCUUUUCUAAGUGUUUAUUUCUCACUGUGUAUAACUUAUGUAACAAGCACUUUACCUUCACUGUACAAAGGUGCUCAACAAUAUUAAAUGUUUGAGUCUUAUUCCUUU